Anoplopoma fimbria (sablefish) is the source of this 2041-nucleotide messenger RNA. RefSeq lists its product as uncharacterized. The transcript has 9 exons. NCBI's taxonomy places the organism in Eukaryota, Metazoa, Chordata, Actinopteri, Perciformes, Anoplopomatidae. The coding region runs from base 189 to 1310 and encodes 373 amino acids. The record is from RefSeq and is a predicted model, not a curated record.
GGAGUGAAAGCGCGCAGAGAGAGAGAGGAGGAGAAGGAACGGGGAGAGAUGCCCGCUGGACGGAUGGAUUUUAUUCUCCCCGAGCUGACCGAGCCUCUGUGAGACAUCAUGGGCUGCAUAGGAUCCCGCACCAUCACAGUGGAUGCUGUGCCGGUACAGAAAGAUGGGGAUCAGGUGUGUCUCGCUCCAUGAAGGACAAAGUGACCAAGCCCACCGCCAUGGCCCAGGGUCGCGUUGCCCACAUGAUCGAGUGGCAGAGCUGGGGCAAACCAACCGCGGGGCCGAUGGGGAGCGCAGGUCAUACCAACCUGCAGAGGGAAAAGGAGAGGAGGAUGGAGAACGACGCCUACAGCGACCUGAGUGACGGCGAGAAGGAGGCUCGCUUUGCUGCAGGCAUCAUGCAGCAGUUUGCCAUCUCCGAGGCGACUCUGUUCGGCUGGAACUCGAUGGACGGGGAGAGUAUGGGAGCCGGCUCCAACCAGGGCAGCGUCGCUCACCUCAGUGAGGUCAACCAGGAGAGCAUCACCAGCAGAGACCAGGUGCUCCACCACUCCUCGGCGGACGUCUGGCCUCACACCUACGUCUCGCAGGGUCUGUACUGCCUGUCGUCCUCUGACGCCUGGGAGCCAAUCACCAGCCAGCCCUCGGGCGUGGCCUCCCCGGCUGCAGGCUCCUACAUCAUGGCUGCAGGAAGCAGCGGAGCGGCGGGUACACCGGCUGAUGGGUACGAGGGGUCGGUAAGCGGCUACAUUCAGCAGCACCAUGCUCAUCUCACCCUGCAGCAGCAGAGCCAACUCCAUCAGCUCCAACAUCUCCACCAGUACCAGCAACAACUGCUGCAGUUCCAACAACAACAGUCUAUGGAGCACAGGCUACAUAGCGCCUCCCAUUCCCUCCAAGCCACUCCCAACAGCACCAUCCACAGUCUCGGUCCUCCCACCCACCCUCGGCUAGCUGACCUGUGGGGAGCUGCGCAGGUCGAGGCACACCACGUGGAUAUUGUCGGGCAGAUGAAUGGGCAGCUGGCUGACAUGGUUGGAGUGGUGGAGACAGUCGGAGAGGAGCCAGAGCUCGAGUAUGAAGGCAUCUAUGAGCGUCAUGAAGAGGAAGAGGAGGAGCUGACAAAGGUAGAAGAGGUAACAUUAACCUUGGAGCCGGAGCCUUGCUCUUUGACUCCGUCCCCGCUGAGGGAGGAAGUCUUCUCGACCCGAGGCUCAAGCCCUGGACUGCCAGCACAGAUCGCCGAACCGGUCACCGGGAGGAAACCCUUUGAGGUCACGCCCUGCAUCGUCCAAUCACUAGAAGAGUAGGACGAAGAGGCGGAGGACGACUCUGUUGUUAGUGUUGCGACAAACUGAUUCAUUUGGCCUGACAAAAGCUGACAAAAACAGGAAAUAGAUACUUCAAUAAUCAAUCAAGCUAUUCUAUCCCCCAACCCCAACCUCCUCCCAACUAUAUACCCACUUCGAGUCAGAGGAAAUGCGAGACUUUUUCAGACGAAAACGUGGGAUGUAAUGUACACAAUCUAAAUGCCAAGAAGCUCCCUUCUUGUUACUCUGGGAAAUGUGGAAGCAUCUAAAGAAGAGAAAAGGAAGGACAAGAAGAGGAAUGAAAGGGCCUUGUUAAAAAUCUGUAUCAGUGCAAUACAACAAAUGUGGACACAACAAGGUCAAACAGUGUUCGCAAAUAAUUCUGAGUGGUUGGUUUGGGUCAGGUAGCCUGUCACACACAGGACAGUAAACGUUACCUGGUCACAGAGAACUGUUUGAUUUGCUAAGUCAUGUAUUUAACUUCGAUUGACAGCUCGUCUGAGCCCUAGUUGAGUCAAAUAAGAUACUCAGAGCUGUCUGAGGCAACACACUUGGAGUCAUUUGCAAGCACUUGAUCCAAACACAACCAAAAGAAAGUGCAUGCUUUUUAACAGUGACCUAGCCCUAACAGUAUAACACAGUAUACAAAGUCAUAAUAUAUCAAAUUGCUUUUUAUAAUAAAAUAAAAAAGCCAAUAAACUGAUAUGUAUUUGUAUGAAUGUAAGAUUGUA